Astyanax mexicanus (Mexican tetra) is the source of this 5634-nucleotide messenger RNA. RefSeq names its product proline and serine rich 1 (gene proser1). The coding region runs from base 542 to 2965 and encodes 807 amino acids. The record is from RefSeq and is a predicted model, not a curated record. NCBI's taxonomy places the organism in Eukaryota, Metazoa, Chordata, Actinopteri, Characiformes, Acestrorhamphidae. The transcript has 12 exons.
CAUCGCGUGAUUGCGUAUUUCCGGUUAGCCAGAGGCUAACCAGCUACCAGCGAGAACAACAGACAUAAUAGAAACAGCGAUAAUUAUGCUUUUCUCUGGCUGUUCUUAUUUCUGCAGUAGCGCAGUUCAAAGCGGAUGUGUUCUCCUGAUAAUCUGAGUAUGAUAGAAGUACAGCCGAGCGUUAAUUUAGUGUUUAUUGUCGGCCGCAGUGAUGCGGGGCAGCCUGCAGAUCAAUAGCUAGCCUAGCUGCUAUAGCUAGCAUUAGCCGCAGUGCUGAAAGCCUGCAGACAUGAAGUUACUGAAUUACAGUAACUACUGAGACCCAUAACCAGCUCUUUAUCAGCGAGCAGCACCUGUUUACGCUUCUGUUGUUUUACAUUUCUCACGAUAACUGUGAUUUAUUAAUGUAUUUGAAUAACCUGCACGGUGUUAGCUUGUUGGUUAGCUAGCUGGCUAAUAGAUUUCCAUUCACUGAGACCAAAACAAGCUAGACUGACUCCCUCAGAACUGCAGCCACAGCAGGAACUAACGUGGGUUCAAGAUGGACAAGAAAUCUUUUGAUAUCGUCCUGGACGAAAUAAAAAAGUGUGUGUUGACAGACCAGCGCAUCAAAGCAAUAGAGCAGGUGCACGGCUAUUUCUCCAGUGAACAGGUGAUUGACAUUCUGAAAUACUUCUCCUGGGCAGAGCCACAGAUAAAAGCAGUCAAAGCGUUUCAACAUAAAAUGGUGGCUAUUCCUACAACCAAGGUUGCAAACAUUUUGAACACUUUCACGUUCUCAAAGGACAAGCUCAUUGUGCUGGAGCUGAUUGCACUCAAUAUAUCUGAUGCCCAUAAUUAUCGCCCGGUGGAGGAUCAGUUCCGUGUUCACCUGUCAGAGAAGAAACGAGCACGCCGGAUACUCGAACAGGUGUGUAAAGUGGGAUGUAAGGCCCCAGUGGCGAUGAUUUCCUCUUGUGGGAUGAUCCCUGGUAACCCUUACCCAAAAGGCAAACCCAGCCAGCUCACUGGAACCUUCCCUGGCUUACCUCCAAGAAAAGAGGGAGAGGAGAUUAGUGCGGAGGGGAAGGGGAUUGCUAAUCGAAUUAUUGGACCCAGCAAACCAUCUCCCUCAAGCUACAAUCCACACAGGCCUGUCCCCUACCCGAUCCCACCCUGCAGACCACAUGCCACCAUUGCACCAAGUGCAUACAACAAUGCUGGCCUGGUCUCAGUGGGAGGGGUCAUUACUGCCAGCGUGCCACCCCCUCCCUACAGUGCCGCUUCGAGAUCAGCAGCUUACACUCGACCUGCCAUUCAGCAGAACCCCCCUUCCAGUGGCUCGGCCGCAUCCACAAUCUCGCCUUCCAGUUCAGCUCCUCCUACGCCUUCUACCUCACAGGCUCAGCCAACCACUCCAAUAACCCCCGUCUUCCCUGGCAUGGUCCCAUCUCAGGGCUCUGUUACACACUCUCCUGGCCCCAACUCUUCUUCCUCUGUCAUCAAGAGCCCUCCUAUGCCUAUUGGCUCUCCUCAGGUUGCCCCUAGCCCCAGUGGCCACAGCACCCCUGGACCUGCUAUGACCCCUUCUGGCAGGAACACCCCAUCAGUUAUCAAAGCUCACACGCCCUCUGGCACUCCUGGUAGACCUGGCACGGCACAAUCUUUCCAUGGGUCAUCCCGCUCUGGAACUCCCCUGGGUCCUAAUCCAAGAGGUACGCCGGACCCUCUGUCUUCUCAGGUUAUGGGACUGUCUGCUAUGAAAGGAUUCCCACCCUCUGCUGAGGCCCAAUUAGAUCACAUGCAGUCCAAAUCCUCUGGAUCAGUCAUACGAAGCUACACGCCUUCAGGGCUGCCUCAUGGACGCUCCACUCCUGGCAUGCAAGGUCUGGGGGCUUUGCCUUCAGGCACCCCCACAGCGACUUGCGCCCCUAGCCCCAAGCCAUCACCAAGCCACUUACAAGCUGGUUUAGCAAAUCCUGCACUGUAUAGUGAUCAGCCAAUGAGCUCCAUAGGUCAUCACAGCGGAGGUAGUGGCAGUAACAGCCCUGUCCCAUCUGCCUUCAAAGGGCCGUCAUCUCGCUCCGGGACUCCCUCGCUUAGUUCCCUUGUAAUGCCUAACUCCGCUGCCCUGGCACGCUCUUUGGGCCUGAGUCACAGUAGUGCGUCUCCUCAACCCUCCCUACCAGGCUCUGCAGUAAUUGCUGGCCUGCAGGGUUUGUCUGCUCAACCAGGAGGAAGCCCCAGCACUCCAUUUGCCGGCAUCUCCCCUUUCCCCUCAAUGUCCACAGCCUCACCUCUCCCCGGAGCCCAGUCCUCAAUGCACUCGUCCAAUUCCGUCGUUCCACCAACGGCCUCCACUGUAUACUCCGGUCUGGACCAUGCGGGAGCUUCAGCUGCCUUCGGCCUCGGACUGACCACAGCCCAAUCGAUGUUCCCAGGACUUGCCCCAGGUGCCAACCCUGCCUUCCCUGGGUUUGGGGGUUCAGGUGCCCCUGCAGCAGGUAGUCCUGUGCUCUCUUCCUUCAUGGGGCUCCCAGGGGCAUCGUCCUCAGUGGCCACAGUGGCCCCUCUUCAGGCAGCAGCAGUGGCAGCGGCGGCAGCAGCAGGAGUGCCCUCCAAUUCCCCUGUGCUUCCAGGCUUUGCCUCGGCGUUCAGCUCCAACUUUAACCCUGCACUGGUGGGCCAGCCUAGUGCUCUCCAGGCCCCAGGAGGAGCUGCGUUCCCUGGACUGCUGUCGUUUCCUGGCGGAAUGCCUGGCUUUUCCUCCAGCGCUGCUCCUGCUGCCCUUUCAGGCCUCCACAACCCCGCUGUUCAGUCUGCACUGCUACAGGCUCAUUCUGCAUCAGCAUUAGAUGGCUUCCAUCCUCAGCCCAAUGGCUUCAGCAGCUACCCUGCUGCUGCAGGGACCCCCUUUCCUUCUGCGGCUGCAGGAACCCCCUUCCCUCUGCAGCCAGGUCUGCAUCCCCAGCUAGGCUGGCAGUGAUCCUCGCUCUGAGGAAGGACUUCUGGAACACAGUACCUCAAAUGGGCGACUGAGAGUGGUUUGAGUGGUUUCGGAGAGAGAGUGUGUGAGAGAAAUAAAAAUAAGGGUAAAUAAUAACUGUUAUUAAUGAUUAAAGAAGCCCUGUAUUGAGACAGUGAGAGGCUGUUAAUAAUAAACAGCAAAAAACACUCCACUAUACAAAAGAAUGAGCGUGAGAGAGGGGAGAGCGGUGGUCUGUAGCUCUUCUGAGCAGCAGCAUUACUGCUGGAUAUGCAGUUUUCUUUGUUUUAAAGUUUGACACAUGAUUUGGUAGAGCAAUGAUGGUUGGAAUAGGCAUCAUAAUUUCUGAAACAAAUUAAAAUAAUACUACAUUAUUCUGUAGUAUUGUGUUUUUACUAGUUUUUUAGUUUUUGUUUGUUUGUUUUGAGAGGCUUUACCAUCAGUUAGUGUAAUGGUUUUGAUGGUUUUACCGAAAAAGUAAUUAAAUCAUGAUGGAAUGGAUGUAUGGCAUUGGAAAAACUGUGAAGAUUUUACUUUUAACACUCCUUUCAUGAAAUUCUCGGAAUUUCUCAAGAGCCAGCUAAUGGAAAUAUACUGUAUGUGAAUACCCUUGUAUACCCUGGGUAAAGCAGCUGUUAAAUGUGUGUGUGUGAUGUGUGUGGUAGGUUAUUAUUAAUAUUAUUAUUUUUUAACCUGUUUUUUUUUUUUUAUACAAGCCGGUGUCUGUAUAGAAGAAUUUGGAUGAACAGGAUACCAUUGUGGUUUACUCAUGGUGGGUCUAUAUAUCUGUUUCUAGAUGAAGUUUAUGACUCACAUACUGUACUAGAAACAACAGUAGGUGUAGGCUAGUUUAAGUAUCAUGAAAUAAAUCUUUUUUUUUCUACUUGCCUGCUCUUUAGUUUAAUCUUUUUUUCUGCCUGUCAAACUAUUUACCUCUCCAGGCAGAGUUUUUUUAUUAUAUUGUAAUGCUUGAAAAAAACUACAGUCAACUACAGAAUUAUUGGCAUUUCUUUUUGCAGUCAUUUCUUGCUGUAUUUUUAUGUUCAUCUUGAUGAAAACUCCAUCCACAGCCAAGUUCCAGCCAGUUCUGGGAGUGGCAGACAUGCUUUGGGCUUUAAUAUAGAUCUCUGGACCAGUAAAACUGAGAAAAAAGAAGGGUAAAUAAUUGUUAUUAAUGAUUAAAUGAGACCUGUGUUAAUAAGAAAUAGAGCAAAACACUCCACUUGGGUAAAGUACUAUACAAAACAAUGCGAGCGAGAGAGGGCAAGCAGUAGGGAUGCAACAGUUAGUCGAUAUUAAUUGACAAUGUUGAUAUUAAAAAUGUGUCGUCUCUAAAUGUUCAUUGUCGACUAAUCAAUUUGUAGCACUAAACAAAGUACUGUGGACAGAAACACAAUACUCAACUCUGCCCGUGGCUCCAAAAGGGCCCAACCACAACAGAUUACACAUUUCCUGACUAAAUAGAAGCACCUUCCACAUUUUAAGAACAAAGCUCUAGACAUUUGAAGGGCAUUUAAAUCCCACAUUGAACUGUUUUUAUCAUUGUGAAGCAAUGGAGAAAGCUAGAAACAGAGAUGGGUAUGACAAAUAAUUGUCAGAUUAGUCGACUACCAUAAUAAUUAUUGGUUGCUAUCCUAGGGAGCAGUAGUCUGUAGCUCUUCCGAGCAGAACUUCUGCUUAGUUUGCAUUUGUUAAUUUAGGUAGUCAUUACUUCAUGUAUGUUCAUGUAUCUCAAGUAUUUAAAUACUUUGUCAUUAAAAACGGCAAAAGCCCCAUUAGAAACCUCAUUUAUUUAGUACCAGUACUUUAACCCAACUGGCACCAGGCGCCAGGUGACCCAAAAAUCACAUCUUGUAGUCUUCUCAGCUUAAUAACUCAAGAAUGCCUUAACAUAUUAGCAUAAACCUAAAAGAAUCAGUGGUCCGCCACCAUGUUUAACAGUAGGUAAACAGUGCUUCUACGGAUUUAUACAGUAUAUUUGAGUGUCUGACAAAAAAAAGUUCCAUUUUUGUUUCAAAUGACCACAUUACAAGGUUUGGGUGCUGUAUGGCUUUGUGGUUUACUCUUUUCAUAGAGCGUCUCCAGAAAGGUUCCUUCUUGGAGGGAAGUUGACACCUUAACACCACUUACCUUGUCUUGCUUACCAUUUUUUCGAUCUGUAUGUAAGGAUAUUAUUCUUAUUUAUCGCAAUAGCUGAGCUAUUGUCACAACUGUUGACGAUUUUUUUUGCAGCUGUUUCAUGCUUUUCAGGCUUUUUAUGGUUUAUGUUUUUGUUAUUGCCUGCUCUAAUAUAGAUGAGUUAUAGUACAGUUUUUUUUAAUACAGGUACAGCAUCUCUUGGACCACAGUUGUAACUCCCUCACUCAUGUUUACAGUUAAGUUAAAAGAAGAGGGAGCUAAUUGUGCCCUAAUAUUUUUUUAUUUUUGUGAUGCUCUGCAUCAGUGACACAUUGUGUUACUGUAUGUUUAUGUUUUAUGAGAUUGUUUUUAUCCGUUUUCCUAAAAUUUGCCAAUAAUUCUGGAGUUGACUGUACAAUGAGCUCUUCUAUUUUAGCACUGUAUAGUAUAUCUUCACUGCAUGAAAUUCAUGAAAAUCGGAUUAACUUGGGCAUCAAGGACAUGAGGUUACAUUUUGAAACGUCUACAAUUAAAAGAAAAAAAAUCUACAA